CGCUGGGCAAAAAAAUUAUGAUGAAAAUGGAGCCCGCCAUUGUUACCUUAUUAUUAUAUAGUUAUUGCGUCCACACUACACGUUGUAGACCCAUCAACUUCUGAAAAAAAAAAGUAUACAUAUUUGAAUUGAGGUCAUUUCCUUUCUCGUUCAGUCUCACCCUGCCACAACACUACACUAGCAAGCACACACCUUUAGCACAAUCACCAAUGGCUUCUUCCGACAGCAAGCUUCCCCUGAAACCCAUCCCUGGAAGCUACGGGCUUCCUUUCUUUGGACCCAUGAGUGACAGACAUGACUAUUUCUACAACCAAGGACGCGACAAGUUCUUUGCCGAACGAAUUAAAAAGUACAACUCUACGGUUAUACGAACCAACAUGCCACCGGGUCCUUUCAUUUCCUCUAAUCCUAGAGUCAUCGCUCUCCUCGACGGUGUCUCCUUCCCCAUUCUAUUCGACAACUCCAAGGUCGAUAAGCGCGAUGUUCUCGACGGCACCUUCAUGCCUUCCACCUCCUUCACCGGCGGUUACCGCGCGUGUGCCUUCCAGGACACCACCGAACCCUCCCACGCGCUCCUCAAGCGCUUCUACCUUAACUUCCUCGCCUCCAAGCACGAAACCUUCCUCCCACUCUUCCGCAACAACCUCUCCGACCACUUCUCUGAUCUGGAAGACAAGCUGGCCGGCAAAUCCGGCAAGGCCAGCUUCAACUCCUCCGUCGGCUCCGCCACCUUCAACUUCCUCUUCCGUCUCCUCUCCGACAAAGACCCCUCCGAAACCAUAAUCGGCUCCGACGGCCCCAGCCUGGUCCAAACCUGGCUGGCAGCUCAGCUGGCUCCUCUGGCCACUCUAGGCUUACCCAGGAUCUUCAACUACGUGGAGGAUUUCUUAAUCAGGUCAAUCCCCUUUCCAGCAUGGACUGUCAAAUCCAGCUACAAGAAACUCUACGAAGGUCUCUCGACAGCAGGUACUGCGAUUCUGGACGAAGCGGAGCGCGUGGGGAUAAAGAGGGACGAAGCGUGCCACAAUCUUGUGUUCAUGUUAUCGUUCAACGCGCAGGGUGGGUUAGUGAACCAGUUUCCGAUUUUGAUCAAGUGGCUAGGACUGGCUGGGGAGGGUUUACACAAGCAGCUCGCGGAGGAGAUCAGGACCGUUGUUAAGGACGAAGGAGGGGUGAGUCUCCGGGCGUUGGAUCAGAUGACUUUGACCAAAUCAGUGGUGUAUGAGGUCCUGAGGAUAGAGCCCGCGGUGCCGUUCCAGUACGCGAAGGCCAGGGAGGAUCUGGUGGUGGAGAGCCACGAUGCGGCGUACGAGAUCAAGAAGGGAGAGAUGAUCUUCGGAUAUCAGCCGUUCGCUACCAAGGAUCCGAAGAUCUUCGAGAACGCCGAGGACUUUGUGGCCCACAGGUUCCUUGGCCACGACGGGGAAAAGCUCUUGAGACACGUCUUGUGGUCCAACGGACCCCAGACGGAGGAGCCCACACCGGAUGAUAAACAGUGUCCCGCCAAGAAUCUGGUGGUGCUCAUGUGCAGGCUCUACUUGGUGGAAUUCUUCCUGCGUUACGACACGUUUACGUUCGAUUUUAAACCAGUUGUUCUGGGUCCCGAUGUUACCAUCAAGUCACUCGCCAAGGCUUCUUCCUUCUGAUCCUCCUCAUCACCUACUCUACCUCAAACUUAAAAUCAAUCUUCUUUUUAAUGUGUAUUAGUUAAUUAAUAAUUAAAUAAAACAAAGUAAAUAUAUAUAUUAAAAGUAGGAUGUGCACUGGACAGCACAGCAGUACUCAUGAAUUGCCGCUUGUUGCAUUUUGUGAGAGAGGUGUGUACAUUAUUUGCUACCUGUAACUUUUGCAGAGUGCUCUCUAUAUAUAUAAUGUUAAAGUUUUACUUGUUUUGGUUGGCUUUGGCAAUCAACUUGUCUUUUUUAAUCAAUGUAUUGAAUUUGAUUUGUUUUUUGUUUUUGUUUUGAAUAAAACAUGUGUA
This is a messenger RNA of Glycine soja, 1981 nucleotides long. Its product is annotated as allene oxide synthase 3-like. Bases 210 to 1646 code for a protein of 478 amino acids. The record is from RefSeq and is a predicted model, not a curated record. Gene Ontology annotation, molecular function: iron ion binding; monooxygenase activity; oxidoreductase activity, acting on paired donors, with incorporation or reduction of molecular oxygen. The transcript is spliced from 2 exons. Gene Ontology annotation, biological process: sterol metabolic process. NCBI's taxonomy places the organism in Eukaryota, Viridiplantae, Streptophyta, Magnoliopsida, Fabales, Fabaceae.